Homarus americanus (American lobster) is the source of this 2834-nucleotide messenger RNA. RefSeq names its product guanine nucleotide-binding protein subunit beta-like protein 1. The annotation marks the transcript as partial. The transcript has 2 exons. The record is from RefSeq and is a predicted model, not a curated record. Gene Ontology annotation, molecular function: protein binding. Lineage: Eukaryota; Metazoa; Arthropoda; Malacostraca; Decapoda; Nephropidae.
UUGUGGGUGGAUCCUGUGUUUGUGUUACGAGGCGCUACAUCACCUGUGACUGCCGUGAGCUUCCUGCUGCCACCAGAGGGAGACAAAGUGUACAAGAUUGCUGCCGGCACUCAGGAUGGUCGCCUACUAAUCUGGAACCUAAAGACCAAAUGUGUUGUUCAAGAGUGGUCAGCAAACUGCAGUUCAUCUAUACAAUGGAUAUACAGUGAGGCAGCACAGCAGUUGUGGACACACCAGAGACAUGGCUAUGUCCAGCUGUGGGACUUAACCUUCCCCUCUCCUGAGGUCAAAGUACAGUUUGACAUCAGUGAUUACCUGGGAUUUAGCCAGUCUCACUUCACCAUAUUGGAUAAUGGCUCAAGAUUACUGGCCAUACCUGGACCUGGACAGGAAGGUGUGAGUGUUUGGGAUGUGGAUUCAAACUACAAAAUAUGUUCCUUGUUGCCUCCACACACCACAAACCGUGGAAGUCUCAUGCAAGCAAGAUAUGUAAAAGUGGCAAGAAAAGUUGCUCUUGUUGUUGCAUAUGAAAGUGGACACAUUAGUUUGUGGAACUGGAAUGAGAAAAACAUCAUGAGUGAAGUUGAUGUGAAUGAAAGUCCUAUAUGUUUAACUUAUGAUGAUGAGUCUCGCAUGGGCAUCAUUGGUACAACAUCGGAAAAAGUGUAUAUAUUUAAUAUUAGCAGUAAUCUGAUCAUUAGUGUAGUCAAACACUUAUUCAUCACCAAUGGUGGUGUUUCGUCUUGCGUGGUGCGGCUGGACGGCAAGAUCUUUGUGACGGGAGGCUGGGACUCUCGUGUGCGUAUAUUUUCUGCCAAAAGAUAUAAGCCGUUGGCUGUGUUGCAGUACCACAAGAAAACAGUGGAGUGCCUUGCUUAUUCUACCAGUGAUGUUGAACACUUUGGUUGUGGGCUUCUCCUUGCUGCUGGUUCAUCAGAUAACAGUAUAUCUCUCUGGAAUAUAUUUAAUUCGUAAAGAUAUCUUAAAGGAAGUUCACCGGGAUUGUCUUCUUCAGUAGUUGCAAGUAGGAUCAACCACACCACAGGGGCAGAUCCAGGAAUAUCAAAAGAGGGGGUCUAAGAAGUUGUGGGUGGGGGAACAUGGCGAGCACAGCGAGCAUAUCCAGCUGAUUUGGGGGAGGAGGGAGGACACUAUAAGUCCCGCAGAAUUUUUUUUGGAUCUGACCAAUAUCAUGGGCAUUUUGAGACCAUUUGCACUUGAUAUUAGGAUAUAUUCUGAGGUCAAUAGUAAUUACCUUUUACCAUAAUUUACUAUAACUGAAAGUGGAAGAUGAUCAGAAUAAAAUUAUGGUUCCACUCUUUUAUUUUAGAGAAAUUUGCAAAUUAUUACAUAGAAAUGAAGUAGAAGUUAGUCAUGCAGUACAGAACCAUAAAAUAUCCUUCGGUCAUUUUCUGAAUGAACUUUUGAUAAAUGUUAUCUUUGCCAAUAUCGCAGCUCUGGUGAAGGUGCACCAGCAUGAGGCCAGUGAGUCGCUCCUCUGACAAGGUGGGUCACAGAAAGGAUUUUGCUCUUCUGAGUCCACUAAAUGAUCUUACUGCUUCCAAUUGGUAGUGUGCAUCCUAUUCUAAGCAGGUCGGCAAUAUUUGGAAACUGAUCCCCAUCCAUCACCUUAAGGCAGCUAAGCAGGCUGGUCGGCAGCUGGUCAGCAUUCUGCCUCUGAGAACAGAGUUACACACAUUAAGAUCUAUGUUCUGUGACUGAAGAUAUCAGAUACAAAAAGGACUGACACUAGCACAUAUAAUUUAGUCAUUAUGAAUAUUAUUACUGUACAGCAAAAAAGAAACAUUCAAUGCUUUCCAGUUUCAUAUCUUAAUUUAACUAAACCCAUUUAUAAAACAUACACAAAAUAUGGCUGUUCCCAGCUUGCAUGGACAGUCUGGUAGGUGCCACAUGGGAGACUCAGAUAUUGUAUAUUAAUCCUGUAUCUGCAAUUGAAAAACAAAGCAAAUGAAUUAUUGAUAUAUUCACAGACCUGCCAAUGGGCCAUCCAUUCCUGUAGCUUGUUGGUGAGGGAAGAAGGAACUAGAAGAUCUGCCUCCCAAAACUUCAGCUUCAGACAAGUGUCUUCAACAUCAAAGCAAUUUAUAGUGUUAACUAGCAGCAGGGAAAAUAUUGCUUGGCUCAGUUGAGUGUCUGUAGUUUUGAAUAUUGUUUUUAUCUCAGAUAUAGUGUAAUCAAUGAAAGGGAUUGCAACAUUCUUUUUGAAAUGUUCAUAUGUGGAACUUGCUGUAGCAUUAGCCCUGUGUUGUUGCCUUCCUGUGAUCCUUCUUGGAAUCUCAAUUGCACAUUCAACAUAAUCUGCCAUUUUCUCAUGGACUGUGUACCAUAAAGUAAACUCUGUGUCGAAAUUGGACCUUAUUUCUUGAAGCCUUGCAGUUGCACUUUGAACCAGUAGAUAGGCUCGGUAAAUGUCCUGAUCUCGUUUUUGCAGUUUCGUUGCCAGAGAUCGGAAAACUUCCAACGUGCUUCUCAUAGUUUGGAAAACCACGAUGUUGGUAGAAAACCUCAUGUUGAAUAAGAGUCCUUGAACUCUUACCCUGGUAUCAUGAUCCCAAGACCAAUCUUCAAUUUGGUGAACAUCAAUACCGUCAGUGUGAUUCUUUCUGUACAUCACUGGGAAUGAGGGUGGGUCAAUAAUACAGUCCAGGGUAAGUGCCACAUAUGAGUAUAGUUCUUGAAAAGUAUCAAGGCAUAUACAGUCGACCCUCGUUAAUUCGGACCCCUUUAAUCAGGAUUUUGGAUAAUUCGGACAAAAUCUGAAUUUUUUUUUUUAAGGUUUGUAGGAAUAUUACCUCCGCGGACCUUAAGCUAAA